CUAAUAACAGGACUGUAGCCGUUGGUUUAUCAGGAACGCUGAGCGUAGUAAACUCUUGAGGAAAGGAACUCAAGUGGAUGAAUUAUAUUGCUCCUCAUGGAAAAGAUGAAAAACUUCUUCCUGGCUAUCCUGGCUACUGGUUAUCUCUCAUAUGUUUUGGGUAAGCAAGUAUUUAAGACUAUUUCAUGCCACCAUUAUGAAGAAGAAAAUGAACAGCAGCAACACAUAUGCUCCAUACGAGUCAGCCCAUUGUGCGCCUCUAACAACGUCACAUACUCUAAUUCCUGCGUGUACUGCUUCGCCAAUAUAGCAUUGAAUCAUACUCUUACAAUUCAACAUGGAGGAAUGUGCAGCAAACCCCCCAAAUCUUGAAUAUUUCUUCAUUUAUCACGAGUGAGACCAUUUGAACUAAGCAUCGUCUUUCCUUCAUAAAGCAGAAUUUAUUGUAUUGUCUUAUUUUUUCUAAUCAAUAAAUAUUACCC
Heterocephalus glaber (naked mole-rat) is the source of this 482-nucleotide messenger RNA. RefSeq names its product ovomucoid-like. NCBI's taxonomy places the organism in Eukaryota, Metazoa, Chordata, Mammalia, Rodentia, Bathyergidae. The record is from RefSeq and is a predicted model, not a curated record. Gene Ontology annotation, molecular function: protein binding.